Messenger RNA from Pezoporus flaviventris, 1430 nucleotides. RefSeq names its product T-cell activation Rho GTPase-activating protein-like. The coding region runs from base 398 to 904 and encodes 168 amino acids. The record is from RefSeq and is a predicted model, not a curated record. The transcript has 5 exons. NCBI's taxonomy places the organism in Eukaryota, Metazoa, Chordata, Aves, Psittaciformes, Psittacidae. Gene Ontology annotation, molecular function: GTPase activator activity. Gene Ontology annotation, biological process: signal transduction.
GCUCCUCCAGGGAGAGGCUGUCCCCAGCACCUAUCUAAGUGCCUGUCUCCAGCCCAGCAACUCUCCACCUCUGUGCCCUCAGGACCUUCUGGCUCUGCUCAAUGAACAUGGCCCAUCCACGGAGGGGAUCUUCCGGCUGGCAGCCAGCCAGCAUGCCUGCCACAAGGUCAGGGAGGCCCUGGACAGUGGGGUGCCAGUGCAGCUGGAAACCCAGCCCGUGCUGCUGCUGGCUGUCCUCUUGAAGGUGAGCCCUGCUGACCCAGAGCCCUGCAGCUCCUGGCUCUCUUGGUGCUGAUGGGUGCCUGCGGGAGCACAAGCAGAAACCCAGCUGCCUGCUCAUGAGCCAGAGGCCUGGGGAUGCUGCAGGUGCUCCUGGGUGCAGUGGCCAAAGCCUCACAUGGAGCCCUUGGCACUGCAGGACCUCCUCCAAAAGAUCCCCUCAAAGCUCCCCAACUUCCAGCUUUUCGAGGAGUGGAUGUGCGCCAUGGAGAAGACCAGCAGGCAGGACAGGCUGGCAGCACUGAAAGAGGUGGCCAGCAAGCUACCAGACGCCAACCUUCUCCUGCUCUGGCACUUGCUGUCACUGCUUAUCAGCAUCAGCAAGAAUGUGGCCACGACGAAGAUGACUGCUGGGAACCUGGCCAUCUGCCUGGCACCAAACCUCCUGAGCCCACCCCAGGAGCUGCCCCUUGAUGUCCUUGCUCUGGAGACAGGGAAGGUGACGGAGCUCUUCGAGUUCCUUAUUGAACACCAUGAGGAACUCCUUGGAGAGCAGGUGGCCGGGUUGGCCAGCAAGGGAGACGAGGAGACACCAGCAGCACAAGCAGAGCUGGAAACAGCAGAGGUGCCUCCUGUUGCUCCUGAGAGUGAACAGCAGACGAGAUUUUCCAGGGAGAAAGGAUAAAACUGCCUGGCUUUGCUUGGCUCAGGGUAAUCAUGGCUUUACCUGUCUCACAAUACUAUUGAAUGGAAAGGUUCUCAGGCUCUUCACACAACACCAGGAAAUGAAGAGCAGCCUGGGAAAAGGGCAGCGACGGGCCACUGUGCCAGAAGAAGAGCAAAACUGAGCUCUCAGAGAUGGGCAACUGAAGAAAUUCAAGCAGGGGAAGAACAAGGCACCCAGGUGCCCAUUUACUGCUUUGGAUUCCCCGCAUGCACUCUGCUUCCUGGCCUUGGCGUUCCACCCCGCGGCCCCAGCACCAUUUCGGCAGCGGCAAGGACAGAACCACCAUGUCCUGCUCUGGAUAGAAGGUUCCACCACCUUGCCCUGGAGCCAGAGCAGCGCCCUCAGACCCAUCCCAGCCCUCGCAGGAGGCCUUGCUGGCUCACUCCUCAGCUCCACCAGCAAAUCCCCACCCACUGGAGCAUCUCCCCAGGUGGGGAGCUGGCCUCCGGCUCUUGAUAUUAUCAUUGUUACUCUGCUUGUUACU